AUGCCUCCGAAACGUCGAGGGACAGCGGCCUCAUUCGGAGGACCAAAAGAAAAGAAACCGCGACUUUCCAAGCUAGCAAAAGAAAACAAUAUAACUAGCGAAGAGGAGGCCGAGAUCAAAGAGGCCUUUCACCUCUUUGCGGUGUCUGAUAAUGACGAGUACCCGUCUGAGAAGGAAGGCGUUAUUGCGACUCGGGAUGUGCGUCGAGUACUAAUAGCCCUAGGCCUUGCGCCAAAAGACAAUACCGAGCUAAAAUCUAUAAUCUCCGCCGUUGAUCCGUCCGGUGAGGGUUACGUGAUAUAUGAGCAUUUCCUUUCUAUUGCAGCAUUGAAACUACACAACCGGACUGAAGACUCGAUAUCCGCGGAGGUUGAACAUGCGUAUGGUUUAUUCACCCAUGGCUCGGAGGGUCCUAUACUUAUCUCACAUUUGAGGGCGGUUGCGAAGAGUCUAAAGGAAGACGUGAGUGAAGAUUUGCUGAAGGACAUGAUACGUGAAGCAAAUGGCGGGGAAGGUAUACAGGCUGGCGUCAAUAUUGAGCAGUUUAAAGAUGUCAUGAGCAGAGCUGGCGUGUUUUGA
This is a messenger RNA of Arthroderma uncinatum, 579 nucleotides long. Its product is annotated as EF-hand protein. The transcript has 3 exons. NCBI's taxonomy places the organism in Eukaryota, Fungi, Ascomycota, Eurotiomycetes, Onygenales, Arthrodermataceae. Gene Ontology annotation, cellular component: myosin II complex. Bases 1 to 579 code for a protein of 192 amino acids. The record is from RefSeq and is a predicted model, not a curated record.